CUUCCUCACAACAAGAACGCCGUCUUCGUGAUGGCGCCUCCUCAUUCUUCACCUCGAUUCUCCGAUUCCCCAGUCAGGGGAUCACAUCCUUUCUUUCCAUACUAGUCCGCGUGGCCUCUGAUCCUCUCCCAGUCCCAACCAGCACCGGUAUGCAUCCCUUGAUUGACCACCACCGCCGCCGGGUCUUUAAAGCCAACCCGUGGACUGAGACAUCGCUUGGGGAGCGGGUGAUAACUUCAUGAUGGGCGACUACAGGCUUAACGAGUAUACCGAUCUGGCCGCGCUGGCCGCUGAGCAUGGCCUGGAGCUGACGCCCGAUGGCUGCCACCUGCGCUGGGCGCGCACCAACCGCAAGCAUCCGCGCAACUGGCACCCAUGCCGCAAGUCCUACGACAUCGUCGUGAUAUCGCUCUUGGAGUUCUUCACCACAUGUCUCAGCACCUCAGGAGCUACGGCAGCCACCGCGGCCCAGAGCGAAUUCCACACCGGGAAGACCUUGACGCUGUUCCUCUAUGUGUCCACAUACCUGUUGGGCCAAGGCCUGGGAGGCAUCGUCUUCCCCCCCUAUUCGGAAUCAUUUGGCCGCAAGAAGCUCUACAUCGCCAGUGCCACGCUGUACAGCGUGUUCUGUCUCGUCAUCGCCGCGGUUCCGUCCGUGGGGGCGCUCGUUGUAGGUCGCUUCAUCACCGGCUUCCUCUCGGCCAUCCCCACGGUGGUGAUCACCGGCAGCAUCGAGGAUAUGUUCAACUCGCAGGACCGGAUCCUGGUGAUGCUGAUCUACGUGGCGAUGGCGUGUAUGGGCGUCAGCGCGGGGCCCAUCAUCAGCUCCUACAUCGCCGUUCGAUACGGAUGGCGAUGGAUCUUCUAUAUCGGCGCCAUCGUGACUAUCUUUCUUGCGGGACUGCUCCUGUGCAUCAAGGAGUCGCGCCCGUCCCUGAUCCUGGUGCAGGAGGUGCAGACCCUGCGCAAGCUGACGGGCAACGAUUCCCUGCAAGCCCAGAACCCGGACUUUAUGCCGGAUCUGCGCACGUUUCUCCACCUCGGGCUGCUGCGGCCGCUUCGUCUGUUCGUGACGGAGCCGAUCGUGUUCAUCGUCACGAUGAUCUUCGGGGUGUGUGUCGCCCUGGUCUAUCUCUUCACCGAGGCCCUGCCGCCUGUCUACGAGACAUUCGGCUUCGGCACCGAGACCGCAUCCCUCCCGUUCCUGGCCAUCAGCCUCGGCGUGAUUCCCAACGCCAUCACCCGUCUGCUCGACUACCGGAUUAUCCAGAAGCGUCUGAAGGAAGGCACCCCGAUCGCCCCAGAGCACAAGCUAACGGGGAUCUAUAUCGGGGCUCCCGUCCUCGCCAUCGCCCUGUGGUGGUUCGCCUGGACCAUCCCCCCGGCCGUGACCAAUAUUCACUGGUCCAUCUCCGUCGUCGCCCUCUUCUUCAUCGGCUACGCCCUCAAUGAGAUGGAGAUUGUCGUGACCGCCUAUAUGGCCGAUAGCUAUCUCAGCUACGCGGCCAGCGGAUUCGCCGCCCUGUCUAUCAUCCGAUCCAUCCUAUCGGCCGCCUUUCCCCUCUUCGGCAGCAAGAUGUUCGAUGGCCUGGGCGCUAACGCCGCGGUUUCUGUUCUCGCCGGCCUGGCCACCCUGUUUUGUCUGGUUCCGCCUCUUCUUGGUCGUUAUGGGGAGCGCAUGCGGAAGCGCAGCAAAUUCGCCAAAUAUAGUCUUCAGGUUUAUGCUGAGAAUGGGGUCGAUAGUGACUUUUUGUAGUUUUCUGUCUCUCUCUCUCUCUCUCUCCUCUCUCCCUGUGCGACCCGACAGGGAUCAUCUGAGGCUGACCUGACUUGUUUUGAUACUUGAGUCAGACGCUAAGCAUUUCGCCCCUUCUAGUUACCCCAAGCGAUCAACUGUUACUUAAAAUAGGAUAGCUUCUCCUUUCACAGUGUGAGGAUCUGGCACGUGAUCUGCAUCCAUAAGAUGGUUACGUGAUCAUGGGCGUUUGCUGUUUGUUGUAUAUUACGGUAUUACCCCACCAGUGCUUCGUAGUUGAUCUUCUUUUUAUUUUCCCCCAGACUUGACUGUUUUCGUG
Molecule: messenger RNA, 2075 nt
Organism: Aspergillus heteromorphus CBS 117.55
Lineage: Eukaryota; Fungi; Ascomycota; Eurotiomycetes; Eurotiales; Aspergillaceae
Product: MFS multidrug transporter
Exons: 5
Coding region: 239-1756 (505 amino acids)
Biological process (GO): transmembrane transport
Molecular function (GO): transmembrane transporter activity
Source: RefSeq, a predicted model, not a curated record